Molecule: messenger RNA, 2971 nt
Organism: Spodoptera frugiperda (fall armyworm)
Lineage: Eukaryota; Metazoa; Arthropoda; Insecta; Lepidoptera; Noctuidae
Gene: S6k
Product: ribosomal protein S6 kinase beta-1
Exons: 9
Coding region: 222-1583 (453 amino acids)
Biological process (GO): signal transduction; protein phosphorylation
Molecular function (GO): ATP binding; protein serine/threonine kinase activity
Source: RefSeq, a predicted model, not a curated record
GCAACCCUAAAGUCGCGCAUAAGUGCAUCACAUUCUCGUGUACGCUGUUGUUGAUAAAAAGCUAUCUAUGCUCGAGAAACUACGACCGAAAAAAUAACUUGCAAACUUUGGGUGUUAUUUUAUUUUAACAAUUGUGUUUAUGAGCGAAACAAACGAUAGAUUUUUGUGCAUUUACAAUAUUGUAAAUAAAAGUAAAGUUUUGCUGAUGUGAUAGUCUUGAAAUGUCAUCUUAUAUGGCUGGAGUAUUUGAUUUAGAUUUAGAUGUGGAUCCUGUUGUGGUUGCAGAUUCGGAUGAAGACGACAUAAUCGAAGUUGAUGAGUUACAGGUUGAUUAUGAACCCGAGCUUCACGUAAAUGCCAUCGUAGAGACUGAGGAUUCUGAAACUAUACAAUUAUCUGAAGAUAAUGUAAAUCCAGGGCAAUGUAGGCGUCUUGGGCCUCAGGACUUUGAAUUACGCAAAGUUUUGGGCAAAGGAGGAUAUGGCAAAGUUUUUCAAGUCCGUAAAGUUACUGGUCCUGAUGCUGGUGCUCACUUUGCUAUGAAGGUUCUAAAAAAAGCUUCUAUAGUACGCAAUCAAAAAGAUACCGCCCAUACAAAGGCAGAAAGAAAUAUUUUAGAGGCUGUGAAGCACCCUUUUAUAGUGGAGUUGGUAUAUGCUUUCCAAACUGGAGGCAAGUUAUACUUAAUAUUAGAAUAUUUAAGUGGGGGUGAACUUUUCAUGCAUCUUGAACGUGAGGGUAUAUUCCUAGAAGAUACAGCAGGCUUCUAUUUGUCAGAAAUAAUUUUGGCAUUGGAACAUUUACAUAGCCUGGGUAUAAUUUAUCGCGAUCUAAAACCAGAAAAUGUACUCUUGGAUGCACAAGGCCAUGUGAAACUGACUGAUUUUGGAUUAUGCAAAGAACACAUUCAAGAAGGAAUAGUUACCCACACUUUCUGUGGUACAAUUGAGUACAUGGCACCAGAGAUUUUGACUCGAAGUGGCCAUGGCAAAGCUGUAGAUUGGUGGAGUCUUGGAGCUUUAAUGUAUGAUAUGCUCAUUGGACAGCCACCAUUUACUGGAGAUAAUCGUACAAAGACUAUAGAGAAAAUAUUAAAAGGUAAACUUAUGCUUCCUGCCUACCUCACACAAGACGCCCGUGAUUUGAUACGGCGUUUAAUGAAGCGUUCAGAGACUCAGCGUUUAGGAUCUCAGGGUGCUGCCGGGAUUCGUGGGCAUGCCUUCUUCAAACAUGUUCAUUGGGAUGACGUGUUUAAUAGAAGAGUGGAGCCACCUAUCAAACCUAGACUGACAAGUGAUGAUGAUGUAUCGCAGUUCGAUACAAGAUUUACUCUGCAGACGCCAAUCGAUUCGCCUGAUGAGUCUACACUUAGUGAAAGUGCCAACCUUAUGUUCCAAGGCUUUACUUACGUGGCGCCGUCUGUAUUGGACGAGAUUCACAAACCGCGUGUUGUAACUGCACGUUCACCGCGGCGCCCGAGACUUCAACACCAUCACUUCACUAUUCCUCCGGCUUCCGGUGCCCACCCUCACUCCCAUGCUCAACAUGAAGACCUCAUGGAUGUUCAAGGUUUACCUAUAUAGUAAGUACCUCUAGUAAUAAUUGAAAAAUGAGAAUAGAUAAGUGUUGUGUUAAUUUAACUACUGGUAUGUAUUAAUUUAAUAAAGCGGGUUUACCUCUCCUGUUAACUUUGUUACAUAGAUAUUCUGAAAUUAAAUCAUAAUUGUACGAGUCAAUUUUUAGGGCAUAUAUUAAAACUUCACAUAAGUGUAUGUGGGGCGGGUGGGUGUCUAUCUUUGAUGCGAUAAGCAAUAGUAUUACUCAAUACAUCUUAUAUUUCUACCUCUGACUGUCUUAAAUCUCAUUCUAUUUUUGAGUACGCGAACACCCGCACAAGUUUUAGUGUACGCCCUUGGAGGUUGUAACAUUGUUUUCAAAUGUUGUUUUAGAAUAAAUGACUCCUUUGUGUUUUAAUUUCAUUUCAUAAGUAGUUUGAACAAAUUAUGUAAGUACAUUAAAAUUUUGCAGCAAUAUUGUUUAACUAUGUUCAUUCACUAAUAUAUUUUUAUCCUGAUUUUAUUUUUAUACAGCAUUAUAGUUUGAAUUUAAAAGGAAUUGUUUCACAUGUGAAGUGCUCUAGUUAAUUUUUUAAAACUCACGCGAGGCCCGCCAAAACUAACAUUAGUUAAUAAAUAUAGAAAAUGAAUUAAUACAUAGGUUAGAUAUAAUUUUAGUAUAACACUAAUUUAAUUUUAUUUCAUUUCUGAUGUUUGUGUCUCUUCUUUACAUUUUUUGGUCACUUUCAGUUUGAGUAAUUGAUACCCAGAGUGUCUUUGUUUACUUUUAUAUAAUCUGUACAAUAUUAUUUCCGUUUUUAUUGUAGUUUAUGAUAAUCAAACGAACUUCCUACAAAAUGCUUAUGAGAAUUGGAAUGCAAUAAUAAUGUUUAACUAUAUUAUAUCGUAAUAAAGAUAUUGUGUUUAAGUUAUAAGAAAGAUUAUUGUUAUUUGAGAGUAAAAUAUUAAAGGGUAUAAAAAUAAACACAAGCAUGUCUUAAAUAUGGAUCAAGUGCUGCGUCGUAUUAGUGAUAUUUACUGAUUGUACAGAUUAUACUAUAUGCCUUAAAUACAUUACACAAGAGUUGUUGACUAUUACAAGUAUAGAAUUGACUGAAAAGCUUUUAUUUUCAGGCCUAGAGUAAAUUCAUAUAGUUGACCAUUUUAUGCUAAGGAUGAAUUCAACUACAAAAGAUGCCCAUAUAAUAUAAUAUCGGAAUAAAUGGUACUGUUUUAUACUACAUAUUAUAAUAAAUGUACAUUUUAUACAAGUUACCGUUUAGUCUUAAUCUUUUGGUAGGAAGUAAUCACGUGUAAAAGAUGUUCUAACCCCGAUAUGACAAAAAUAAUAAUUUACAAUAUACCUUGUUACCAUGCUUCAUGAAUUGAUUAAAAUGUCAUUUUUUAUUUUGUAA